Durotheca rogersii is the source of this 873-nucleotide messenger RNA. Its product is annotated as mitochondrial carrier. The record is from RefSeq and is a predicted model, not a curated record. Bases 1 to 873 code for a protein of 290 amino acids. Gene Ontology annotation, biological process: mitochondrial citrate transmembrane transport. Lineage: Eukaryota; Fungi; Ascomycota; Sordariomycetes; Xylariales; Xylariaceae. The transcript has a single exon.
AUGUCGACGGAGAAACCCAGCGCGCUGCGGUCGAUAAUAGCGGGUGCCACGGCCGGCGCCAUCGAGAUCGCCAUCACCUACCCGGCCGAGUUCGCCAAGACGCGCACGCAGCUCAACCGCAAGCUAGGCGACGGCCAGAAGCUGCCGUGGCCGCCCUUCGGCCGGCAGUGGUACGCCGGCUGCACGACCCUGAUCAUCGGCAACUCGGCCAAGGCGGCCAUCCGCUUUGUCUCGUUCGAGCAGUACAAGCGGCUGCUGGCCGACGAGACGGGGAAGGUGUCGGGGCCGCGCAACGUGCUGGCCGGCUUCGGCGCGGGCGUGACCGAGUCGCUGCUCGCGGUGACGCCGACGGAGUCGAUCAAGACGACGCUGAUCGACGACCGCAAGUCGGCGAGGCCGCGGCUGCGCGGGUUCCUGCACGCGGUGCCGAUCAUCGCGCGCGAGCGCGGCGUGCGCGGCUUCUUCCAGGGCCUCGUGCCGACGGCGGCGCGCCAGUCGGCCAACAGCGCGGUGCGCUUCGGGUCCUACACGAGCCUCAAGCAGCUCGCCGAGUCGUACACGGCGCCGGGCGAGAAGCUCGGCUUGGUCGCGACGUUCGGCAUCGGCAGCGUCGCCGGCGCCAUCACCGUCGCCGUCACCCAGCCGCUCGACACCGUCAAGACCCGCAUGCAGAGCAUCGACGCCCGCCGCGUCUACGGCAACAGCCUGCGCUGCGCCGCUCUCAUCUUCCGCCACGAGGGCGUCCUCACCUUCUGGAGCGGCGCCCUCCCCCGCCUCGCCCGCCUCGUCAUGAGCGGCGGCAUCGUCUUCUCCAUGUACGAGAAGAGCAUCGAGCUCAUGCGCACCCUCGACCCCGACAACAAGUACAUAUAA